UCAGCGCAUAGAAAGGAGAUAGCGGUGGAAGCAAAAAUGGAUAAUUUGUUGGAUUUGCGGGUUAUUUGUUGCACGUGUUUGAAUGUUACGCACAGUACGAUAUCGGUCCGUCAUCAAGAUUUAAAGUAUGAUGUUUCACUCGCAGAAAUGAUCCAUAAAAUUUCCUUACUUGAGUUCAAACCCAACGAUGAUUUUCCCGAUAAACUGUGCUAUACGUGUGCUGAUAAGCUUCGAACGGCCUACGAUUUUCGAUUGAUGUGUGACGAUUCCAGAACUAUUCUACUUAGGCAUCGGAAAAACACUCCAACUUCAACAACACUGGAACCGCCUGAGUCUGGAGAAGAGGAGCUGAAUAAUGAAGGAAGCCCUACUCCUUUAGACACAAGUAACGAUUUAAUCGAAUAUGACGGUGAAGUGGAAUACCUGGAGGAAUAUCUUUUAGAUACAGAAGAAUCUCUACCAUCAGAAAAUAUCAACGAUUCAUUCGUUGAAGAAUGUAUCGACUAUGAGCCCACCAUUGAUGAACAAAACAUUGCAGAAGAGGAUAAUAUAGGCUAUGAAUUAGGUACAGAAAAUCAAACAAACCAAGAGCAAACCACCGAUGAGGAUGAGACGCGGGAAAACGAACAUCGGUGCUCGAUUUGUGGGGUCGUUUUAAGCAAAAUGGCUCACCUACGACGCCAUAUGAGAGCUCACACCGCUGCCAAACCCUAUCGAUGUACUCAGUGUCCGAAAACCUUUACACGAUCGGAUAACUUACGGGUGCACGAAGCAAAUCACUCGCAGGAGCGCAGAUUUAAGUGUCCGCAGUGUGAUCAGUGCUAUAAAACCAUGAAUGCGAUGAAGCUCCAUAUGAGCGUACGGCACAAAGAGUAUGUCGAAGCGAACUUCCAUGCCUGCACCAUUUGUAGCGCGUUUUUUAAAACCAAAGAGCAGCUGAACGUACACAUGAACAAACACCGGAUCGAAAAUCGGCUCGUCUGUUACAUUUGUGGCAAAACCUUUGUCGAUCUGUUGCGCUACGAAGUGCAUGUAAAGAAUCAUGCAAUUGCGGAUUGCGAACCCUUGCAGUGUUUCCAUUGCUCGAAGCAGUUUCCUAGUAAGACGCAACUAAUGCUUCACAUACGGUACCAUUCCGCGGACAAAUCGUUCAAGUGUAAAUAUUGUGAGACAAGUUUCUCGCGGAGCACAGAUUUAAAAACACAUGAAGACUAUCACACCGGCACAAAGAACCAUACGUGCAAAACGUGCGGUAAAAGCUUCCAUCGACAGAACACGCUGAAAACACAUAUGAAGAUUCACACCGAGGAAAAGCCGUACCAGUGUUCACACUGUCCGAAAAAAUUUCGCCAGAAGUAUGAUAUGAUUACGCACGAGCGUCGCCACACAGGCGAACGGUUCCAGUGCGAUAUGUGUGCGGAGAAGUUUAUUCACGCUCAUCAGCUGAAUUCUCAUUUGAAAAUAGUUCACAAAUGCGACGUUCGGUGCCGUAAGCGUGGCGUGACGAAGAUUUUUAACGAGCCUAAGAUGAACACUGACUCAACAUCGGUUCUAAGUGGAGAAGGUAAUGAAGUGUAAGUCUUAAUCGCCAUUUCCAUGGUGAGUUAUGAGAGCAAAAUUGUACAAUAAAGUUUUCCAAGAGUGAUUA
Messenger RNA from Anopheles moucheti, 1648 nucleotides. Its product is annotated as zinc finger protein OZF-like. Gene Ontology annotation, cellular component: nucleus. Gene Ontology annotation, molecular function: zinc ion binding. The record is from RefSeq and is a predicted model, not a curated record. Lineage: Eukaryota; Metazoa; Arthropoda; Insecta; Diptera; Culicidae. The transcript is spliced from 4 exons. Bases 37 to 1578 code for a protein of 513 amino acids.